Molecule: messenger RNA, 501 nt
Organism: Phasianus colchicus (ring-necked pheasant)
Lineage: Eukaryota; Metazoa; Chordata; Aves; Galliformes; Phasianidae
Source: RefSeq, a predicted model, not a curated record
AGUGGCGGCGCGCCGCUCCCCGCGAUCGGGAGCGCCAUGGAGACGUGGGUGCGCUUCAGCGCGCAGAGCCAGGCCAAGGAGCGGCUCUUCAGGGCCGCGCAGUACGCGUGCACGUUGGCCGGGGACGCGCUGCGGAGGAACGGGGCGAGCCCCGCACUGCUGAGCAGCGUGAGGCGGCUGGAGGCGCACCUCAGCCUGGGCCGGAAGCUGCUGCGCCUCGGCAGCUCGGCCGACGCUCUGGAGGCGGCGAAGAGAGCAAUUCACCUGUCCGACAUGGUGCUGCGCUUCUGCGUCACCCUCAGCCACCUCAACAGGGCCAUGUACUUCGCCUGCGACAACGUCCUGUGGGCGGGGAAGGUGGGGCUGGCGCCCGGCGUGGACCAGGAGAAGUGGGGGCAGAGAUCCUUCAGGUGAGGGGUGGGGGGCGGCUGAGCAGCACAGAAGGGGUGGCCAGCAGGGACAGGGAGGGGAUCGUCCCCCUCUGCUCUGUUCUUGUGAGCC